CACUUUCCAAGCGUCUGAGUUUUGAUCACAUGACCACGGGGAUGCUGCAACGGUCAUAAGUCACUUUUUUCAAUACCACUGUAACUAAAUGAACUGUUGUAAAUUGAGGACCAGCUCUAUUGAAACGGAGACUGGUAAGAGUCCUUCUGAUGGCAGCAGUGGUUGUCUGCCAUUUUGUGUGUUUGUGUGCAUACAUGUGUGUGUGUUCAUGUGUUUGUGUGUAUAGACAUACAUGGACAAUGCUAUGCAUAGAACAAAGAAAAAUUACUUAGUGAACACUGAAAUGUCAGUAAUCUGGUGUGAUUUUUUUUCCCCUUCCAAUUUGUCUUGGGAUUGUCAUAUUGGAGCUGAAAUGAAAGCCUUUAUCUUUUAUAUACAAUUGAAAAAAUUAGGAAUGUAACCAAAGCCCAGUUCUCCUAACUCCUAACUGAUUACCAUUCCUCCUCUCCAAUAUUUUAGCUUUAGCUUGCCUUUGGAAAACUCAAAUUUCCAUUCCCUGAUUCAUUUUUUUAUUCUCCAAAUUUCCAAAUCUAGACCUACCAGAUCUGGGUUGCGAAGCUCCAAUUGACCAAUUGAUGACAGCAAAGAAUUUUCUGAUUCUCUUUGCUACCAUCUCUUGUUCACCCAGAUUUUUACAGAGCAAAUCCAAUCAGCCUGCACUAAUCCCCCAAGCUCUUUUUCAGAAACAAUUCAAAGGAUUCUUGCCCCUCCUGUAUGCAUACUCCCAUGCACAAUUUUUGAACAUGCAAAUUUCACUCUCAAUGAACCAUCUUAAGGAUGUGGACAUACAGAUCUAAAAAUCUUCUAAUUAUUUCUGACCACCCUCUAUAAAUAUAUUUAUUAUGGCUGGAGACUAGAAAAUUACUCACAACGACAUUAAUGCUCCAAACCAAUUCUCUCCCCGAGAAUUAAAGUUGGGAUCACUGAUACAAUUUUUUAUCUGCCUUUGAUACUGCCUUAUAUUGAUGCGAGCAAGAGCUGAAGCAAAGCAACCAAACGAAGUCCUGGGAAUUAUUAAGCUUAAGGUUCUGGAAAAGACAGCAGCAGCAGUGCGGUAGCAGUGAUGGAGAGUUGAUGAGUGCAACAAGGCAGAGACAAUAUUCUUCACUUUGCACCAUUGGUAGAGAGGAGGAGAUCUCAGGCUGACACUUCCUCUCCUCCCCCUCCCCCCCGCGUUACAAAACAGCGUCACUUUGAUAAUUUGGGCAGCUGAGACAAACAAACGAACCGUCUGAGGAACGGAAAGGUAGGGCUGUUGCUGACUGCCCCAGUUUCCAACCCAGGAUCUGAUCCGUAUAGAUGCCAUUGUUUGGCUAGGGUGCAUUUCACACGUGCAAGGGUAGGCGUUGCAUGGCCCCGGUGUUUGCAGAGAAGGGGCGUUGAUCUCACCUGGAGAAGCCUUCUUCCCUUGGGGGUCCCCCUUCAUCCCUCCUCUCCCCUUGCCUCUUCCUCUCCAGAGGACCCCGAGGAAGACCGUGAACAACCGCGCCACGCACCCUUCCUCCGUUGAUGCAUCUGUCUCCAAAAGCUCACGCCGCCGCCGCGGCGCUCUUCUUCCAUCCGCGCCACCCGCUCAUCCCCAACCCUGCCUCAAUCGCUCUGUUCUGCCUCGUUUCGGUUUUCCAGACGAGUUUUCCCUAUAGCUUGCCGUCCGGGAAGAUCUCAGAGCGUCCCCUUUCUUUCUUUCUUUGGUUUUCCAAGGCGGGGACGGUGGCAUUUCUUUUCCCCACUUUGAGGUCCAGAGUCUCUCUCUCUCUCUCUCUCUCUCUCUCUCUCUCUCUCUCUCUCUCUUUUCCCCCUAUGCGGGCUCAUCGGAAAGAGCCAGAGCGCAGGAAGAGAUGCUCCGAGCGGCCAACUUCCCCGGUAACUCCGGAGCCGAUCGGCUGGGUUGCAAGCGCUGCUGAGAAAGGAUCCUCCCCUCUCGCCGGCGCGGGAGGGGGAGGCGGGGAGGAGGCUGAGCAGGAGGCGGAGGAAGCGGGAAGGGCUCCUUGCGCCUAUAAGGAGUUCUCCGGCUCCGCUCUUUCUGAAUUCCAAAAGCAGCUGCUGGGAGGUGGAUUUCCGAGCCGGCCGGCUGGCCCUUUGACGCUUAGGAGCUCUCGGCGGAGGCUUCGGCGAGCGAGGCGCCUUUCUCUCGCCGCCUAGCCUCUGCCUUUCCAAGAGGCUCUGGAUGUCGGGUGGAAUAAAUGAGCCAAGGCAGGGAAAGGAAACGGGAGGUGCCGCGGUCUAAAAUUGGAGAUUAAGGAGGCAAGGACAGCCCGGGGCAAUGGAGCCCGGGGCCCAACUCUUCGGCGCGGUGACUUGGCUGCUGCUGCUGCUGCUCAGCGGCUGGCGUCUCGCCUUCGCAGCUUCCGUCUAUAAUUGUGAAGAGCCACUGGUACUGUCAUUACCUGCAUCAGCUUUUGACAGUUCGUCCAAACUCUCCAAUAACCAUAGUCCCAGCUUUGCGAAACUCAUCAGACGGGAUGGAGCUGGUGGCUGGUCCCCUUUGGAUUCCACCAAGGAACAAUGGCUCCAAGUUGAUUUGGGAGACAGAGUAGAGAUUACAGGCAUUGCUACUCAGGGUAGAUAUGGAAGCUCAGACUGGACCACAAGCUACAGUCUAAUGUUCAGUGAUACAGGUCGCAACUGGAAGCAGUACAGACAGGAGGACAUCAUCUGGGUCUUCCAAGGCAAUGUCAAUGCUGACAGUGUGAUACAGCACAAAUUCCUUCACUCUGUUAAAGCUCGCUUUGUGCGCUUUCUGCCCAUGACAUGGAACCCAAAUGGAAAUAUUGGUCUGCGAGUUGAAGCUUUUGGAUGCUCAUAUAAAUCGGAUGUUGCAGAUUUUGAUGGGAGGAGCUCCCUUCUCUACAGAUUCAAUCAAAAGCUGAUGAGCACCUUCAAAGACGUGGUUUCUCUGAAGUUCAAGAGCAUGCAGGGAGAUGGGGUCCUGUUUCACGGCGAAGGACAGCAUGGAGAUUAUAUUACCCUGGAGCUGCAAAAUGGGAAACUUUCCUUGCACAUCAACCUGGGAGAUGGCAAGCUUCGUUUUGGCAACAGCCAUACCUCAGUCUCCUUGGGCAGCCUCCUGGAUGACCAACAUUGGCACUCAGUUCUCAUUGAACGAUUCAAUAAGCAAGUGAAUUUCACAGUGGACAAGUACAUGCAACAUUUCCGGACUAAGGGAGAUUCUGAUGACUUGAAUAUUGAUUAUGAGCUCAGUUUUGGAGGAAUACCAGUCCCAGGAAAACCAGGAACCUUCCUGAAGAAAAAUUUCCAUGGCUGCAUUGAGAACCUAUAUUACAACGGAGUCAAUAUCAUUGACCUAGCCAAAAGACGGAAACCACAGAUCCACACAGUGGGGAAUGUGACAUUUUCCUGUUCAGAACUGCCAAUCACUCCCAUCACUUUUGAGAGCUCCAAUAGCAGUUACUUACUGUUACCCGGCACUCCUCAGAUUGAUGGCUUGUCUGUCAGCUUCCAGUUUAGAACGUGGAACAAGGAUGGUCUCCUUCUGUCAACUGAAUUGUCAGAAAAUUCUGGCUCGCUUUUGUUGUAUCUCCACCAUGGCAGACUGAUCCUCAACAUCCAAAAAGGAGCAGAGAGAUACGUGGGCAUCAGUGCAGGCAACAAUCUAUAUGACGGCUUGUGGCACUCGGUUAACAUCAAUGCCAGAAGACAUCGCAUCACCUUAACUCUUGAUAAUGAUGUAGCAUCAGCUGUACAUGCUACCACCGUUUCCCAGAUUUAUUCAGGGCACAGCUAUUAUUUUGGAGGGUGCCCUGACAAUUUUACCGAUUCAAAAUGUUUAAAUCCCAUUAUGGCUUUUCAAGGUUGCAUAAGACUCAUCUUUAUUGAUAACCAGCCCAAGGACCUCACUUUAGUUCAGCAAGGCUCCCUGGGGGCUUACAGUGAUUUGCGCAUUGAUAUUUGUGGCAUCAAAGACAGAUGUUUACCAAACUACUGUGAACAUGGAGGAAAAUGUUCCCAAUCUUGGAAGACAUUUUUCUGUGAUUGUAAUGAAACUGGUUACACUGGAACAACCUGCCAUAACUCUAUUUAUGAGCAGUCCUGUGAAACCUAUCGACACCAGGGGAAAACAUCUGGUUUCUUCCACAUUGAUUCUGAUGCAAGUGGCCCACUUCCCCCACUUUUGGUGUACUGCAAUAUAACAGAAGACAAGAUAUGGACAGUGAUGCAGCACAAUAACACAGAAUUGACUCAUGUCCACGGAUCUGAUCCUAGGAAGCCAUACACCAUGAACUUCAGUUACAAUAGCAGCGGGGAUCAGCUGGAAGCAAUAACAAAUAAUGCUGAAUAUUGUGAGCAGGAGACAAUUUACCAUUGCAAAAAGUCACGUCUGCUGAAUUCCCCAAAUGGAAUUCCAUUUGUUUGGUGGGUUGGUCGUGCCAACGAAAAACAUCCUUACUGGGGAGGAUCAAUUCCAGGAAUCCAACAAUGUGCAUGUGGUCUAGAAGAAAGCUGUGUGGAUCUGAGAUAUUUUUGUAACUGUGAUGCAGACAGAGAAGAAUGGACCAAUGACACCGGUUUCCUUUCCUUUAAAGAACAUUUACCUGUGAACCAGAUAGUCAUCACUGAUACAAACAGACCUAAUUCUGAAGCUGCCUGGAGAAUUGGUCCUCUUCGUUGCUAUGGAGAUAGACAGUUCUGGAAUGCAGCUUCUUUCAGUACCGAAGCUUCGUACCUUCUCUUCCCCACUUUCCAUGCCGAGUUCACUGCAGACAUUUCUUUCUUCUUCAAAACAACCAGGAUGUCUGGAGUCUUUUUGGAAAAUUUGGGAAUGAAAGAUUUCAUCAGGGUUGAAAUAAGUUCUCCGAAAGACAUCACCUUCACAGUUGAUGUUGGAAAUGGCCCUGUAGAGAUUACUGUCCAAUCCCCCAUGCCCCUGAAUGACAACCAGUGGCAUUCUGUGCACGCUGAAAGGAAUCUUAGAGAAACUUCUCUUCAGGUAGACAACUUUCUGAAGAAGACUUUAGAAGCACCUGCUGAAGGACAUUUUCGAUUGCAGCUAAACGGUCAAUUAUUUGUAGGGGCAUCUGCAUCCAAACAGAAAGGUUUUAUGGGAUGUAUUCGUUCUCUUCAUGUAAAUGGACAGAAACUUGACCUUGAAGAGCGAGCCAAAGUGACUCCUGGCGUCAAACCAGGAUGCUCAGGUCAUUGCAGCAGUUAUGGUAAUCUUUGCCAGAAUGGAGGGAAAUGUGUGGAAAAGCCCAGUGGCUACUUGUGUGACUGCACCAAUUCACCGUAUGAAGGACCAUUCUGCAGAGAAGAAGUCUCUGCAGUGUUUGAAGCAAACACUUCUAUUACCUACACAUUUCAGGAACCUUAUCCUGUAACUAAAAAUACAAAUUCUACAUCUUCGGCCAUUUAUGCGGGUACAUCCAUACCCAAGGAAAAGGUCGCUUUUACUUUCCUGACAACAAAUGCUCCAAGCCUUCUGUUUUACCUCAAUGCUUCUUCUCAUGAGUAUCUGGCUGUUAUUUUGUCCAAGAAUGGAAGCUUGCAAGUCCGAUACAGACUGAGUAAAGACAAAUCCCUUAUUUUCACAAUUGAUUCUGGAAACUUUGCUAACAGAGAACUACACAGUGUGAAGAUAAAUAGAGAUGGAAGAGAGCUGACUAUUCAGAUUGACCAGGUUCUCAAAGUCAAACACAACUUUUCCUCCGAGGUUGAGUUCAGAGCCAUCAAAUCACUGACCUUAGGGAAAGUGACCGAUAGUCAGGGCCUGGAUCUGGAAAUCUCCAAGGCAAACACCUUUGGAUUCAUUGGAUGCAUGUCUUCUGUACAGUAUAACCAUAUUGCUCCACUGAAAGCUGCCUUAAGACAUCCCAACCUAGCACCAGUGACAGUCCUGGGUUCAUUGUCUGAAUCAAACUGCAGGUCAUUGGUUGAAGUAGAUGAAAAUACAGCAACUUCAAUUUACUCUUCCUCAGAUCCAUUUGGGAAGGCCGAUGAUAAAGAACCACUCAGCAAUGGUGUCAGAAGCGAUUCAGCCAUCAUUGGAGGUGUUAUUGCAGUUGUGAUCUUCAUCAUCUUUUGCAUUGUGGCCAUUAUGAGCAGAGUCCUCUAUCGGCACAAACAGACUCAUCGGAACAGCCAGACAAAGGAAAAAGAGUAUCCAGAACACCUUGACCGUUCUUUUAAGACUGAGGUUGACUUACAGAACCCAGUGAGCGAAUGCAAACGAGAAUACUUUAUCUAAAAGACUCCCUUGUUACACUUUGGCAUUUCCAUGAUGAUGAUAGUAGUGGUGGUGGUGAUGGUGUUUUUAAUCCGUUACUUUGGAAUUUCCCCACUCUUUGGAAAGAACUAAUAGACACUGAAGAUAUAGGCAGAACUGCACUGUUCUCCAUCCAAGGUCACCAUAGAUAACACCUAACUGCUCAAGCAAACAUGUAUUCUAACUUUGUUUGUCAUUACAUGCAUGGUUGACUAUUUAGUUUCUGGAUUUCUGAAAUGUUGCUUUCUGGACCAUUUCAUGUUGGACCUGAGUGAUAUAUACUAGAGGUAAAGUGUGCAAGUUAAUUAUUUAGCAUUACAGCUAUUGCAACAAGGUAGUGUGAAAGAAUAAGAUCGAAUUAUCUCACUAAAACGUAUUUAAGAUGAGCCAAAUCCUUUGUUCUGCAAAUAGGCAUAAUUAUAUUUUGUGUCUGUGGUGCUCUGCUGAAUUUGCAAACUAAGGAUCUGGAACAACUUUUUAUUUUAUUUUAUGUUCCUUUUGAUCACUUCCUUUCCUUCAAGCUGAAACAUUUGUCCAACACAAGGUCAGAGUUUGCAAAACCAUAUUACUUUCUGCAGAGAGAGCUGAGACCAAUGGGAUAAAUCUGUCAAGUGCUUGCCCUCCUUGCAUAACCCCUUUAGAUUCUGGGUCAGUUUGGCUCAAGAAUCACCUGGCACUCAAGGUGGGCUUGUGAAGACUCUGAGACACAGCCUGGCUUUUGUAAAAGACAUGCCUCAAUCACUCAUGUCCUCCAGGAUAGAAGAGCUUACAAGCCUUCAGUAGAAUUGGCCUAAAGUUGGAGAAGACAGAAACAUUUCCAUUGGGCUUGAGGAUCCAGCGAUGCCUCUGGCUUUCCAAAAUAAUUUGUAAGUGUUCUUCAUCUAAGGGUCACUUGGUUUUUUUCUUUGAAGGGAUAAUUUAUGACUGGGCCAGAGGAGCCCUGUGAGGAGGGCCAAGGAGGCGGGAGAUGUGUCAUGUGCUCAGUGUUUCAGCAAAUCCAGAGAGGCCCAAGCCUGCCCAAUGAAUGCAUAACCCCUGAGCAUCACCAUUCCCAUUAGUUUCUUGGGGAAUGGCAACUUCCUCCUCCUUGUUGCGCCUCUCUGCUCUCCCUCUUGGGCAAAAUCCAAAGGGCCUUGAAAUGGGACUUAAGCAGUGCUCCUCUGUACCACCUUCAAUGUAGGUGUGACUCGGGAUGUGCAACCUGUCUGCGAGCCCUUCAUGAAACCACAUUUAAAUAGGCCUUAAGGGACUUCAGGGACACAGACGACCAGCCUCUCUUUCAAUUUUCUGAAGUGGCAUAGGGUUUCUUGUCUGACUAGAAGAUCUCCAAGGUCCCUUUCAACUUUAUUAUUAUUAUUAUUAUUAUUAUUAUUAUUAUUACCAUCAUCAUCAUCAUCACUCCUGGAGUGUAGCUAAAAUUGCCCCACCCUGGAAACCCACAUGUAAAUUUUCACUUUUUUUUCUUUCCCUGUUAAUUUUGAUGUGGAACUUUUUGAUUUGAAAAUUGUCCUCCUCCCUCCCUCCCUCCCUCCCUCCCUUUAUUUUUAAUGUAGCAUCUUGAAUGAGGAGAGUUCCUCAAGUAUUCAGUCUAGGGAAACAGUUCCACCACAUUUCUGAUGGUGUUUAUAGCUGAAUAAAAUCAACAUUUUUUUUUUCAGAAAUGGUACUUCCCAUGAUAGAAAGAACCAAAACAUCAGGGAGGAUGGGUUUUGUGACAUUUACUUAAGUAACAAACCUGGCAGUUUUUCCAUUUCAACAGAAUGAUUAAUGGGAAUGAUCAGAUACAGAGAGAGAGAGAGAGAGAGAGAGAGAGAGAGAGAAUUCCCAUAUUAUGCUGUGGCAGUGUUUUGAUAAAGUCAAUGUAAUUUUGCAAUAAUGAAUGUUGCCACUACUUUCAGCAAUGAUUGUGGUAGGGAGUCUGACUCAUGCAGGGUAUGGAUUUGCUGUCCCAAUUUAAAGCCUUGGUUAUAAUUUCUCUAUUGUGGUAAAUCACCCAUUGAAAAAGAAAAGAAAAUUGCAUGCACAGACAAACAUUCUCCAACAACCUUCUCCACUUUUAUGGAAGAAAACAUGGUCCUAUGGAAAGGAGGAUCCCCUUCCUCCCCCCAUGCAUUAUAGAAAAAAGAUUGUUCAAUCAAAAGUCCAUCUUAUAAAGUUAGAUGCAAUCAAUAAUUUUUACUGGAUCGUGAAGCAAUAGCUGAGCCAGAGGCAUUAGCCCCUUCAAUUCAUAGACACUUUAGCAGCUUCUUAGGUAUUAGGACAUUGUGUAAUCUCUCACAUAAUAAAUGGCUUAGUGAUGCUGCUAAGAAAUGACAUUUGCACUUAAUUUAGAUGCAAACAUUAAAGGUGGUGGGACCAAGCACUAGAUAUAUAAAUAUAAACAAAAUCUCCACAGUUUAAAUGCCAAGGCUUACCCCUGCAAAUAUGUUUUGAAAAAAUGUGAAUUUCCUAAAGAACACAUUAUUAUCAAAACCAUCUUGUCUCUUUUUAAUAAUAUGUAACUUAAUUUCCGAGAUGAGAUCCACACAUUUUAAAAUUGCCAAGGUUGAGAAAUACUAUUCUAGAUCAUUGUCUAGAUUCCUUUUUGGUUCGUAUUUAUAUCUAUUUCAUUUUGAAUCUUCUACCAAGGAUUGGAUUGACUGACUGACUGACUUUAUUUAAAAUCUUAUGCCUCCCAUCUCCUCUACAAGGUGACUCUGGGUUGCUUAUGAUCCCUGAUGCCAGAGAUUUGCAAUUCUUUUGCAGCCAAGAAUCAUCUUUGGCCUGAGAAUGAAUUGAUCCAGAAAAAAUAUUAAAUUUAGCUUAAUUAUAAUGUCAGUUUCAAGUGAGACUGUUAGUACAAUUCUUUUUGGUAUAUUUAAUGUUUUUUUUUUUUCUGCCAUAUUAGAAAAUGCAGUUGGACCCCCAAAACUUGAGAAGCCUUGCUGAAGGCUCUGGAAAGCCACAUCAAUCCUGGAUUUCCAGGUUGUACAUUCCCAGUUUAAACUAAGUCUGCAAUCAGACUUUGUGUGCUGAACUGUAUGUGUCUGUGUGCUGAUUGUCUAGUUUGGCAAAGAAAUACAUGUUUAUUCACGAUAUCCCAUAUAGUACCCAGUCCCUCUCAUCUGUGCAAUAUUUGUAUCAGCAUAGUACUGGACUUUGUACAAAGAUUUUAUAUGACUAUUAAGUUUUGUUUUAUUUAGUUCUGUUUUUUUUCUCUUUGUUUGCUUCCCACCCCCACCCAAGACAGGUUAUGAAGCAGAAACUAGAUUUUCGGGUUGAAUUUGUUUUUGUUUGAUUGAUUUUUAUAGCUGCCCAUCUCAACAAACAACUCUAGGCAUCUCACAAUUCAGAAAAGAAUUGAUAAUAAUUCUUUCUCCAAAGCAUAGAAAUUCUGUAAUUUAGUGGGAUGUAAUGAUAAAAAUAGCAAAAAUGUCAGAGAUGAUUUUUUGGCUAUUCUCGAUCAUUCUCAGUCAUCAAAAUUCUCCUGCUUUUAUUUUAGUUUUGAAGUGCAAUUCAAAGCAUCUGUUUUCUUCAAUAGAAAUUACACUUCUCUGAGUUCUGUUAGGUGAUUCUUCUGUUGGGCUCAUUAAAGAAAUGCAAACAGCUAGAGAGGCUGCAGAACAAUAGGGAAAUGUGUGAUAGUCGGGAAGACAAAAGGGGAAAAGUGCCUUCAGCUAUCUCCCAUUUUAAGUAACCUUAACGCAUGAUAGGAAGAGACAACUGUAUUUCAUUCAGUUGCAAAGAGUCAAUUGAAUGAAAAGCAUAGAAAAAUCAUGGCUAAUAUGGUGCACUGCAUCACCUGCUUUUCUUAGGUGAAGAUCUGAUAUAGAACUGGAAUUUAAAUUUCCCAUCCCAUCUUGACAGGUGAUCCAGGAAGAUAUGGAGAAUCUCUUAUCUGAAGAUAGAUUUAUAAUCUUUGAGUUUGUUGUCUUGCUAGUGAAUUUACUCACUGCUAUUACUGAAUCUUUCUAUCUGGAAAGAGAAUCUCUCAUCCAGCUCUCAACUGCAGUUUGAUGCUUUAGGACAGGGCUGUCAAACGCGCAAUGUCACGUGACAUGUCGCGGCAUAUCACGACUUUUUUGCCAUUGCCAGCAAUGGGGUGGGCGCAGUUUCGCUAUGAUGCAUCCGGCUCGCAGGCCGGCAGUUUGACACCCUUGCUUUAGGAUGAAGAAAUCUUUCUCCUUCCAGGUUGUUGCUUCAUUUUGGGUGAUGUCAGCAGCAUUUCAGCCUGUAAUUAACAUUCUUAUUUGUUAUCCAAUUGAACAUGGAUGGCUCAAGAAUUCUGGGAAUUGAAGUCCACAAGUCAUAAAAAAGCCACAGUUGCCUACCCCUGGUCUAUCCUGAUAAGCCACCUGGAAUUUAACAAGUGAUUCUGGGCAGCAAAUAAUCUUUCAAAACAAUUCCAGUCGUCAACAAUAGGCAGUCAUCAACUUACAUCCAAAAUUGGAACUAGAAUUUCCAUUGCUAAACAAGGCCGUUGUUGAGUGAAUCAUACAAAAUUUUAUGAUCUUUUGGCCACAGAUGUGAAGCGUAUCACUGCAGUUGUUUACAUGAAUCAUGCCAUUGUUAAAGUGACUUCAGCUUUCCCCCAUUCCUGCCCCUCUGUUGUUCCACAGUAGCAAAUAUCCAUUUAAACAGAAAAUUUUCAGAUGUUUCUCCAAAAGUCAGGAUAAAAAGAUCAAAACUUGCCUCGAUAGUAAAGGUAUUCCAUACAGUUGAUGCUAUAACCCAAGGGUCUUCAAACAUGGCCCUUUUAUGACUUGUGGACUUCAAUUCCCAGAAUUCCUCAGCCAGAGUGCCUGGCUGAGGAAAUCUGGCAGUUGAAGUCCACAAGUCAUAAAAAGGCCAAGUUUGAAGACCCCUGCUAAAACCCAAAAGACUUGUCAUCUUGUCUUCCCUCAUUUCGCACAGGAGCAGCAACUUGAGCAGGGUCUCUCUCUUGAUCUAACAAGAAAACUCAGACAUUUUGAACAAGGCAGUUCCUAAGAUAUCCUAGUGCUACACCAUAUAGAGCUUUUAAAGUCAUCUAAGUGAGUGGCCAAAGCAGAUCUAGUACUAAUCAAUGCCACAACUUAAUUACUUCCUUUUGUUUUAAAUCUUUUAAUCAUCUCCAUUGGAUCCCCCAAAGUAUACCUAACAAAUGUAGACUUAUUUCUCUGGCACCACCGUCUUAUCCAUACAGUGAACUCUGUCUACUAGGCCUGGAUAGAACAAAAUAGACUACCUUAGCAGUUCUGGGACUUGCCUACAAUUAGAAAGGCUAUUGGCCUCCUCUUCUAGGAGAGACCAACAACCCAUCCCAAUGCUUUUGAUGCAACAUGGAGCACAACUGUUCUGUCCCCUUCCCCACCAGCCCUAUCAAGCAGCCUAUCUAUAAAGUGUCUGAUAUCUUCCAUCUUUACACUAAGUAAACAAAUUACCAGGUGAUUUACAUGAUACCACAAACCCAUUUGCCUGUGUUUUUAAUGAUUAAACCACUCACAACUAAAAACUCUCCAUCAGCCAGAGGAGUUCCAUGGUAUGAGAAGAUAUAGGUCUAUCACCCAAUGAUUGGGAUCCAUCUAUGAUGACUUUUCCCUUAACCUUAAAGUUCUGUCUUUCUUCUUCAAGCCUCUUUUUCCCUAGCAGAAGACAACUAUUAUCCUGGCAGAUCUCAUGUAUUCUAUAUGUUUCUCUGCCUUUGUUUAUACAUCUCCAAUUCAGCCACUGAGUUUCAAGGGAAUGGGCUUGCUUCCCAAAGGCCAAAAACUCAUUGCCCCCAGAACAAACCCAUAACUUAUGUCCAACAGCCAAAUGAUUGAUAUUGGAGUCUGGAUCCAAUAAACUGGAUAACACACCCUCCCUUUCUAAUUUUCUAGUUUUGUGCAACUUACUGUUUUUUACUAUUCUUUUUUAAGGAACUGUUGAAUUUGAAGACUGAUUCCUAUGUUAGACUUCUAUAGAACUUGACGCACUGGCUUCAUUACCCAGUAGCUAAACUCCCCUUGCUCAUCAGUCUCCAGAAAUCAUCCCCCGUAGAAUUCCUUCACAAGCCUUCCCUGCUCCCCUAUUAGCUAGUUUUGUUCAUGAGCUCCCAUCUGUUUCUCC
Messenger RNA from Crotalus tigris (Tiger rattlesnake), 12289 nucleotides. RefSeq names its product contactin associated protein family member 5 (gene CNTNAP5). NCBI's taxonomy places the organism in Eukaryota, Metazoa, Chordata, Lepidosauria, Squamata, Viperidae. The transcript is spliced from 24 exons. The record is from RefSeq and is a predicted model, not a curated record. The coding region runs from base 2264 to 6202 and encodes 1312 amino acids.